GCCCGGUUUUGGGCGGCGGUGAGCGGCUGUUCGCUUUGGCUUGAAAACUUGGUACAGAUGAUUAUACGAGCGCAGAAAAAGCGAAGAAACUCGCAGCGCCUAUGGGGAGAGAGAAAGUGACGGACAAACAAAAACGCGCGUUUCGCGUCCAGGAUGACUUCUUUUCUCCCAGCGUUUUCUGUUUGUUUCAAAUUGCCAGCAUCUGCGUUAUUUUGCCCUUUAAUUAAAGAAGUGGGUCCGUCAUGUCGGUGUUGCGACCCGUUAGACCAUUCCAUUCUGUAUUUGGAUUUGGCCGAACCACUCCGAGGAGACUUCUGUUUUCACCAAGAAGGCUUUUAAGUUCUUUAACAGGCGAUGACAAACCGGCAAAAUUUCAGCCUCCAUCAAAACCUGUUAUCAUAGAUAAAACACAGUCCGGAGCAACACAGAGAAGGUUUGUAAGUCCUGAAUUCAUAAUGAAGAGAGGGAGGACAAAUCCCCAAAAAUUCAGCAUUGAGAGAAAAGAUAUGAUUCAAAGGCGUAAAGUGUUGAAUAUACCAGAAUUCUAUGUCGGAAGUAUCCUUGCUGUUAGUAUGGCAGACACAAAUGCUAAUAGCAAAGUCAACAGAUUUGUUGGAAUCUGCAUCCAACGUUCAGGAAAAGGUUUGGGAGCUACUUUUAUCCUUAGAAAUGUCAUAGAUGGACAAGGUGUCGAGAUCUGCUAUGAUAUGUAUAGUCCUCGAAUACAGCAGAUUGAAGUGCUGAGGCUAGAAAAGAGACUUGACGAUAACCUGAUGUACCUGCGUGAUGCUCUACCGGAAUACAGCACUUUCGACUUUGACAUGAAACCUGUACCUAAGCCUAAUAGUGCCGAGGUCCCUAUCAAUUUGCUGAAAGUAAAAAUGAAACCAAAACCAUGGUCAAAACGUUGGGAACGUCCACAAUUCAAGGUGCAGGGUAUACGAUUUGAUUUAUGUCUCACAGAAGAACAAAUGGAGGAAGCCAAGAAGCAUGAUAAACCUUGGCUUGAAUAUGAUAUGAUGAGAGAAUAUGACACAUCCACAAUUGAGAAGAAAAUGGAGUUGUGUUUAGAGUGAACUUAAUAAAUGAGAAGAAAUCAAGCACUGCCAAUAACAUUGGUACCAACAUUUUUGGUUUUUUCAGCCUCAAUUAGAAUAAUUAUUACAUUGUCAUAAUUGAUUUGUUUAGACUUCAACAAUGGAAUAGUGUAAGUUAUGUUCACAUUUACUGAAGGCACCUACAGCAUUUGGCUCAGAGCAUGUGCUGGGGUGAUUAUUGAAUAGAAAUAAUGUUGAAAUCUGAACAGUUUUUUGAAAAGCACCAGUUGUAAAUUUCAAAGUAUUAAAAUGAUUUACAUUUUCA
Molecule: messenger RNA, 1362 nt
Organism: Stegostoma tigrinum
Lineage: Eukaryota; Metazoa; Chordata; Chondrichthyes; Orectolobiformes; Stegostomatidae
Gene: mrpl19
Product: mitochondrial ribosomal protein L19
Exons: 6
Coding region: 243-1076 (277 amino acids)
Biological process (GO): translation
Cellular component (GO): mitochondrial large ribosomal subunit; ribosome
Molecular function (GO): structural constituent of ribosome
Source: RefSeq, a predicted model, not a curated record